Messenger RNA from Arabidopsis arenosa, 677 nucleotides. The record is from the annotation of a GenBank genome assembly. Lineage: Eukaryota; Viridiplantae; Streptophyta; Magnoliopsida; Brassicales; Brassicaceae.
ACAUUGCUUAUAUAUCAAAACUGCCCGUGAUUCCGGCAAAGGAGAAGGAGAGAUUAUGAUGAUGCUAAGGCAAACGUCGAGAAAGGCUUACCUAGGGUUACGAGCGUCUCCUCUAGGGUUAGGGCGUCGAUUAUACCACGAGAAUGUGAUCGACCACUUUGAAAACCCUAGAAACGUUGGAUCCUUCAACAGGAAUGACCCUAACGUUGGCACUGGAUUGGUAGGAGCUCCUUCCUGCGGAGACCUCAUGAGCCUCCAGAUUAAGGUCGAUGAUUCAGGUCAAAUCAUUGACACUCGAUUCAAGACCUUUGGCUGUGGCUCUGCUAUCGCCUCCUCUUCCGUUGCUUCUGAAUGGAUCAAGGGCAAAACCUUAGAGGAAGUUUUGACCAUCAAGAACGCGGAAAUCGCAAAGCAUCUAAGUUUGCCACCCGUUAAGCUACAUUGCAGUAUGCUUGCAGAGGACGCUAUCAAGUCUGCGGUCAGAGACUACAAGGAGAAGCAAGCAAAGGCUAAUGCUGCAGGAGAAACCGUCUAGGCCUGAUUCCACUAAUAUAUGCCGUAUUGUGCUUCUGUUGAUGAUGAAAUACACAAACUUACAAGGAGAGGUGUGUUUGGUUGUUUUAGGGUUUUAUUUCAAAUGUUUAUUUAAGUGCUUUGAAUAAAAAUAGCUGAGCAUG